AUGCGAGCGGUUGUCAUGACUCCCAGUGAAGCGAAAGCUCUCUACGAGUUGUCGCAAACACACGAAGAGUCGCACGAAAACCAGCGGUCGGACGAAGAGCUCGACUUCGAGGAAGAGAUCAAAGAUCACAACGAAGACCACAAACAGACGAAUGAGUUGUCGGACAGAGACGAGGGAGAGCUCGACGACGACGACGACCUCGAAGAGGGAGAAGUGAAGGAAGAGGACGACGAAGACGACGACCAG
This is a messenger RNA of Oppiella nova, 246 nucleotides long. The record is from the annotation of a GenBank genome assembly. Lineage: Eukaryota; Metazoa; Arthropoda; Arachnida; Sarcoptiformes; Oppiidae.